CUUCGAACUAUUACAAAGUUACAUUGACCGUAUUGUCAUCUUUCAUUAUUAUCCAGUCCAGAGCAAACUAUUGUCAGAUUUAAAUACAGAUCAAACAUAGUCUUUUGCUUUUAAUUCCUGUCUGUCAGAUCUUCACUUUUAUCCCUCUAUCAAACCUAAUUGUUGUAUCAGUAUCGUUUACGAUCUCUGUAUUUAUCCUGAUAUAUUACUAUUUUAUCUUUUUAAUUAACUUCAGAUUCCUCUUAUUUUUUCAAAAUGUCUACCGGUGUGAAAAAAUCUUAUGAUAUGAUCAUGAAACUACUAUUAGUUGGUGAUUCAGGUGUUGGUAAAUCAUGUCUUUUACUAAGAUUUGUUGAAGAUAAAUUUAAUACCUCUUUCAUUACAACUAUUGGAAUUGAUUUCAAAAUUCGUACUAUUGAGAUAAACGGCAAAAGAAUUAAAUUGCAAGUUUGGGACACUGCAGGUCAAGAAAGAUUCAGAACAAUCACAACUGCUUAUUACAGAGGUGCCAUGGGUAUUAUUUUAGUAUACGACGUUACCGACGAAAGAACUUUUCAAAAUAUUAAAAACUGGUUUGCGACUGUUAAUCAACAUGCUAACGAUGAUUCGCAAUUAAUGUUGGUUGCUAAUAAAUGCGACGAAACAGAGACUAGAGUAGUUACAAGAGAACAAGGUGAAAGCUUAGCUGCUGAAUUAGGUAUACCUUUCAUAGAAGCCUCUGCUAAGAGCAAUGAAAACGUUGACGAAAUCUUCUUCCAAUUAGCAGGUUUAAUUCAAGAAAAGAUCUCUAGCGAUUUAGCAAACGAUCCUUCAAAAAGUGGUAUUUCAAUUGAUAGCUCAAAUUCUAAAAAUACAUCUUGUUGUUAAAUUAUUUGUCUCAUAUAAUCUAAUUCAAUAUUAAUUUAUUUUUAAUACCUUUCUUUUAUUAUCCGUC
Molecule: messenger RNA, 934 nt
Organism: Ascoidea rubescens DSM 1968
Lineage: Eukaryota; Fungi; Ascomycota; Saccharomycetes; Ascoideales; Ascoideaceae
Gene: SEC4
Product: Rab family GTPase SEC4
Exons: 1
Coding region: 256-867 (203 amino acids)
Biological process (GO): protein localization to plasma membrane; protein secretion; regulation of exocytosis
Cellular component (GO): plasma membrane; endosome
Molecular function (GO): GTP binding; GTPase activity
Source: RefSeq, a predicted model, not a curated record